AUGGAGGACGUUGCGCGUUUAGCAGUGAUUGAACAAACGUUAUGUGAUUUCGAUAAAUUCAAUAAAGUGCUCCAUGAUCUUUUAGAUCAAAUAGAGCAAAUUUUGAAAAACCCUCAUGAUUUUGAAGCGCGGAGCCUAAAAGGUAAAGAUCUAAAGAGUGCAAUGGAACAUGAAGCUUUUUGCGAUUAUCUCCAAUACAUUGGAUUUCAGGCGGUGCAAGAUAAAUAUAUAUAUCCAAAAGAACAAACUCUUGAUAAGCUCCGAUUGGCUAAGGCAGCCAUUGAGAGGAAAAUAAGUAUUUGCUAUGGAUCUAAACCCACGUUCAUGUCUAAACCAUUGUCAAACUUAGUACAAGCCCACAAGCCUAAAUUAAAGCCAGUAAAUAUUGUGACAACAAAUGAUUUGUACGAAAAAUUCAAACACUUUUCAAUGAAGGUUCGACAACAUCAAGCAAAAUUAAAAUUUGGUGAAUUGACGGGCAAUGACUUGUCAUAUGAGAUUGCUUUCCUGAUGGAGCUGAUGGCUUGGUUCAAGUACGACUUCUUCUCUUGGGUGGACAAGCCCAACUGCGAGAGAUGUAGGGCGCCCACUAUUCACUUCAAGAAUGACGUCAUGAAUACAGAGACUGAAACGUGUAGAGUGGAGAUCUACAAGUGUGCCGAUGAGCAAUGCACGGGCGAGAACAGCGGCGCCCGCUUCCCGCGCUACAACGACCUUGCUACGCUGCUACGGACGCGGCGCGGCCGAUGUGGCGAGUGGGCCAACUGCUUUGCCCUAUUCUGCCGCGCCUACGGCUACGACACGCGCUACGUCUACGACACCACAGACCACGUGUGGUGCGAGGUGUACGACCACGGCACGGACCGGUGGCUGCACGUGGAUCCCUGCGAGUGCCUGCUGGACGCGCCGCUCACCUACUGCUGCGGCUGGCGCAAGAUCAUCAGCUACGUCAUCGCCGUGUCCAGGGACGACGUGCAGGACGUCACUUGGCGCUACGUCACCCACCACAAACAGGCGGUGAUGAGACGGGACAAAUGCGGGGAGUUGGAGCUUAUAUCGUCCUUGAUGUCCCUCCGCGCCGCCAGGCAGGCGAUGGUCUCCGAGGCGAGGAAGUCGUACCUCAUCAAGCGGUGCGUCAAGGAGCUCGUGCAAUUGAUGGUGGAAAGGGAAGCCGAUGAGAGCGAGUUCGGAGGCCGAGUGUCGGGCUCGGCCCAGUGGCGGAAGAACCGCCGCGAGCAGGGCGCCUCCGGCGGCCACACGUUCGAAUACUCGCGCCCGGGCAGCUACGCCGUAGAGUACUGCGCGGCCGAGGACCGCUACGAAUUCCUCUACGAGGGGCGGAUCGAGCGGCGGCUGGGCGGCCACAGUAGCGGGGCCUACGCGUGCGAAUCGCUCUUCCGCAAGGUCGAGACCGACUGGCGCCAGGUCUACCUGGCCAGAGAAGAGGGCGCGGAUGCUGGGUCGAUAUCUUGGCGGUUGGCCGUCACGGGCGACUGUCUCAACUUCGAAUAUCUCUCCGUGGAGCUCGGUUGGGCUCAAUUCUAUGGGGGGCGGCUCACCUUCACUGUCCAGUUCAACGCAGAACCGCCCCUGCCCCUCGACUUCGAAGAGGGCGAGACGAGCCGCAUUUGGACGUUCCAUCGGCGGUUCAAAGAGGCGGUGCUCCGUUGCCAACUGUCUGGCGGCAGCGGCGACGUCGCCUGGCAACACGCUCAGCUCUUCCGCCAAGAGCUUGGCAGCAAGGAUGCCAAGAUGCUUCUGGAAACGAACGUAGUCAAAACCCCACCGCCGGAG
Iphiclides podalirius (scarce swallowtail) is the source of this 1794-nucleotide messenger RNA. The record is from the annotation of a GenBank genome assembly. Lineage: Eukaryota; Metazoa; Arthropoda; Insecta; Lepidoptera; Papilionidae.